This is a messenger RNA of Phasianus colchicus (ring-necked pheasant), 5162 nucleotides long. RefSeq names its product capping protein inhibiting regulator of actin dynamics (gene CRACD). The record is from RefSeq and is a predicted model, not a curated record. Gene Ontology annotation, biological process: maintenance of gastrointestinal epithelium; negative regulation of barbed-end actin filament capping. Lineage: Eukaryota; Metazoa; Chordata; Aves; Galliformes; Phasianidae.
UUCAUGGCUUUAUAGUGAUAAUAAACUACUAAAGUUCAUCAGGGCAUAACAGAUGUCUCCAGCGAGGCUGAGCCAGGCUCAGCGGCUGCUGAAUGUGGGUGGGAUUGCACAGCUCAUGCAUCUUGGACUGGUGAGAAGUGUGUGCUCUUGGCUUCCUGAGUUAGGUCCCAUAGUCUUGCCAAUCUGAUCAUCUGCUCUGAACCUCCAGCAAAGCAUGUGUUACUCACAGGGUAGCCAGCAGACCGGAUUUUUAACUGCAACUGAAUGUCUUGAAACAUGGUUAUCCUAGCACAGAAAGCUGUGCGCAGCAUCUGUGGCAAAACUGAAAAUCAUUGCAAAAUGAGAGAGGUAUGGAGACUAAAUCCCCAAGAUCCGUGAUCUUGGGGUAAAUACCCAUAUUCCUCUUGGACAGGAAUUGAAGACAUAUAAGGUGGUGAAACAUUUGGAGAAUGGUUUAUAAACCCAAAUGUGCAGUGUAAUUCAAAUAAUGAUUCGGAUUCUCUACAGAGACUUUGAUACCAGGAACUGUGGAGGCGGGUAUCUAGAAGGGGCUUGUUCUCAUGCUGAAGAAACACAGCAAGGGAUGGAAUCUCUGGAAAUUCUCUGCUGUGAUGCUUGUUCUGGAAGUUGCUGUAAAGGCUGAAGGGAAUGUGGCAGACAAAUGGGCAGUCUUCCCUGCCUGAAGAAGGCUGACAUUGUGCCAGGGUACCCCUACAGAAGGCACACAGCAACCCCCCAUGCAUGUGCAACCCAUAAAAUCCUGGAGGGGAACUAGGCUCAUGAGUGCUAAAGCCAGCACUGUGAAAGGCAAUGAAUGUCCUCUGCAGGCCAUGCCUAUGUUAAGAUAAAUGUACAGAAGAGAGAUUUAUGGCUGAGGUGGCCCAGUCUUCAUCCGCCUCAAGAGGCAGCAUAACUUUCUAUUACUGCUUGCUUCAUAGCAGUAGUUGGAGCUGUCAGGGAGCUGGGCACUUGGGUAGGAACUGCACACUCACACUUGUCCCUCAGCAGUCCAGAAAUGCAGUUAGAAGUAAGGUGUAUUUCUUCUGCUUCACAAAUAAUCUCUUGUGAAGGAAUUAGUUUAGAGCAUCCUUUGUGCCUCAAAACACAGUGGGGCUGUGGCAGGUUUUGGCUACAUAGCCUGGAACUGGGAGAAGGCUUCAACACCACCUCUGCAGAUGGUCUUCGUGCUCUGGGAGACCAGAACGUCACCACCUGUCAGCAGACACUCCAGAUCUGUUGAGACCAAUGAAUUUUCCUGCAACUGGACAAAUGGAAGAAAAGGUAACUCCAGUCAAGUCAUCCCGGCCAAAAAGACAAUUUUCCUGUUCUGGCACAAUUGAAACAAUCAAUCUGGAUGCAGUUCCUCAGGCUGUUGCUCGUCUAGACAACAGUGCAGCUAAACACAAGCUGUCCGUAAAGCCAAAAAAGCAGAGAAUGUCCAGAAAGCACAAGAGAUUAACAAAGGGAUCACAAAGCUUAACAAUAACAGAAUUUGAGCCAGAAGAUCUAGAGACUGAGCUGUUUGUAGACAGAUACCCAGGUUAUAAUGGACACAUCACUGCAAACAAACUAAUCCAGAACAGAGAUGAGCCAAAGCAGCUUCAGCUGGCAGAGGAGAAAAGAAUUGAAGAUCACUGGGGGAUCCUUGAAGCUGAAAAGAUAAGGCAGAUUGUAGAAAUGGAAGAACAGAGAGAACUGGAAGAACAAAGGUGCCAAGAGCUAGAGGAGCAGAUGCAAAAAGAGCAAGAGAGAAAGGACAAUGAAAAAGAGAGUAGUCAGUAUCUCCUCGAAGGAGAGAGAUCUUUGAAAACUGAAGUGCAAACCUGCCAGGAAGAGGAGAGAAGACUGCUGGAGGCCGAGAAAAGGCGAGAGCUGGAGGACCAGACAUGCCAGGAACUGGAAGAGCAGAGACAGAAGGAGUUGGAGGAGCAACAGAGAGAAGAGCUGGAGCAGCAGAAGUGCGAGGACUGGAACAAGCAACAGAGACAGGAACUGGAAGAACAUAAGAGCCAGGAAUGGGAAAAACAACAGAGACAGGAGCUGGAGGAACAGAAGCACAGGGCAUGGGACGAACAGCAGAGUCAGGAGAUGGAGGAACAGAAGUGUCAGGAACACAAACAAGAGCUGGAGAAGCACUGGGAACAGGAGGAGCAACAAAGACAAGAGCUGGAGGAGCAGAAAUACCAGGAACAGAAACAACAGAGACAGAAGCUGGAGGAACAGAGGUGCUGGGAACUGGAGGAGCGGAAGAAGCAAGAGCCAGAGGAGCAGAAACACCAGGAAUGGGAAGAGCGGAGGCACAAGGAGCUGGAGGAGCAACAGAGAAACGAGCUGGAGGAGCAGGAGAGGCAAGAGUUGGAAGAACUGAGGCAACAUGAGACUGAGAAAUGGUGUCAGGAGGAAGAGGAAAGAAAUCAGAUGGAGGAACUAAAAGAACUAAUGGAACAAAAUAAGGAAGAAAAACAGAGACGAGAACUAGAAGAGAAAGAGCUUCCAGAAGCUGAAAUAAAACUGAAGCAAGAGAAAGAGUUUGAGGGUCCCAGCCAACAGAAGAAAGAGGAGGAAGAAAGACAGCAUUUGAAGGAGAGGGAAAAGACAGAGGAAGAGCAAUCCCAGCAGCUACUGGAGAAGAAACAGAGGCGGGAAGAGCCGAGAAAACAUAAACUCACCAAACAAAUGCACUUGGAAAGUACAGACAUUGUGCAACAAGAUGAACUGAAGCAGCAAAAGGAACAAGAGUGGAACAAGCUGGAAGAGCAGAAAAUAGACACAGAAGGGCAAAAUCAUCAUCAAAAGCAACAGGAAAAAUCCUUGGAGCUGCAAAAUGACAAGAAUGAGCUGUGUUCUGGGGGGUCUGAUAGGAAUCCAGCAGAUGACAAGCUCCAGGAAAAACCAAGACCCCAAAAAAUCAAACAGCCAGAAAAAGGGAGUAAAACAGCAGAAGAAAUCCUGGCCCAGAAACUGAAGAGAGAAGUUGAUGCUCAAGAACAAAAGCGAAUAGGGGAAGAACUUAGGUGGCAGGAGGUAGAUGAAAGACAAACUGCAUCCAGACCCUUCACAUUUCAAGUGUCUUCUGGAGAUAAACAGAUCAUAUUUCAGAAAGUAAAUCUGAGUCCAGUCAUGCCUGCCAAAGGAGCAGGACUAUCUUCUCCAUCCGUCAAAGACAGCAUGAUGCACACCUCCAGCAAGGGCUCUCAUACGCUCCCAUCAUCUGUGUGUGUACCCCAUACAGCUAUUCUAGUUACUGGAGCACAGCUGUGUGGCACAGCAGUUAACCUGAACCAGAUAAAGGACACGGCUUGUAAAUCAUUGCUCGGCUUAACAGAAGAGAAGAAAAAUGUGGAUAUUCCUUCACUAGAAAAGGCCCAGAAAAAAUCUUCAGGUCCCAAACCCAGCAACAGUAAAAUGAAAUACACACAAGAGGCACUGGACCAAGCCACGUUAGCUGAGUGGGCCUCUAUCCGUUCUAGAAUCUUAAAAAAUAAAGAAAAUGGCAAAUACAAUGAGAAAGACAGAGUAAGUGCCUGCAGACACAGUGAUGACUGGACGUCCCGAGGACGAGGUUCUCCACAUGGUAACUUGAGGAAAACCCUAUCUGCAAAUGCAAAAUUCUCAAUAACACCAGCGUGGCAGAAAUUUUCAGAAGCUUCCAAAACCAAUUCGGGCACUGAGAAUGUAAGUGCAGCAAAAGGCAAUGAAAAAGUGGCUGUGGGAAGAAACAAUGGCUCGUCCACUGAUGGAAAUGAGGAUGUAGUAUCCACUUUAAAGGAUAACUUCUCUGAAAUGGCUAAAGAGAAAAUAGAAACACACAGUGAAAUUACAGACAACACAGAAGGUUGUAAAUUUGCAAAAGAUCUUCCAUCUUUCCUUGUUCCCAGUUUUCCUCGUUCUCCAGGCAAGGAGUUACCCCAGUCUGAACUUCCAGGUGCUCUGGAAAAUCAGCAGAAUAAUAGCACCAAAAAAACAGAUAAACCAGCACCGAAUGGAGAAGAAAACGUUUCUCCUUUUGGGAUAAAGUUACGGAGGACGAACUAUUCUUUACGUUUCCAUUAUGAUCAACAGGCAGAGCAGAGGAAAAAGAAAAGAUACAGUGCAGGAGACAGUUUUGAUGGUGUGCCUGACCCGCUACUCACAGCUGAAGGUGAACAGGAAUCUGCUGUUUUUGCUCCACAGGAGAGUACAUCCCCUGGUACAGGGAAAGCAAAUGUCCACGGGAAUUUAAAAGACUCAAAAGAUUCUUCAGUUACUGCGUUGGAGAUUUCACAACAAGUGGGCACACUGCCAGCCACCAGCCAGAACGCUUUACCUCCUCAUGAGAAACCAGCAUGCAAGUCGCUGUUCCCACAGAAACCUGCUCUAGCUCCGAAGCCUGCCAGCCAAACACCUCCAUCAUCUCCUCUCUCCAAAAUGAACCGAUCACACCUGGCUGAUACACUGGGGCAGAGGUUUGUUAAGGCUGAAUUGGACGGGGGCUGGAGAAAAGAUGACAGAGCAGUGCCUCCUGUGGCACUGAACGAGAGCAAAAAUGAAGAGGAAGAAAUCAGAGAAAAGAAGUCAUUUUUCCCAUCUCUAAGUAUUCCCUGGAGAGAAAAAAAUGACAAAAAGCCUGAGCCGCUGAAGAAAGAAAAACCAGUCCUGCAGAGCAGACACUCUUUGGAUGGAUCUAAAUUGAUGGAAAAGGUUGAAACUUCACAACCACUGUGGAUCACAUUAGCGCUGCAAAAACAGAAGGGAUUUCGUGAGCAGCAAGCUACUAGGGAAGAGAGGAGACAAGCCAGAGAGGCAAAGCAAGCAGAGAAGCUGGCUAAAGAAAAUGCUGCUGUAAGCAAUCAAUCAGAUAAUAAAAGCAGCAGCAGCAAAACGAGCACACUGCAGAAAUCUACACCUCAAGAAGGGGAGAAGAAAAUUGAGACGGCUGUGUCAAGACUAGAACGAAGGGAGCAGCUGAAGAAGUCUAACACCCUUCCAACUUCUGUGACAGUGGAAAUUUCAGAUUCUGUUCCACCAACACCACUGGCAAAAGAGGUGGCCAAGAGAUUCUCCACACCUGAUGCGAACCCUGUGUCAACAGAACCAGCUUGGCUUGCACUGGCCAAGAGGAAAGCAAAAGCCUGGAGUGACUGUCCACAGAUCAUAAAGUAAACUGCAAAAUUAUCUCUCUG